Molecule: messenger RNA, 2250 nt
Organism: Diachasma alloeum
Lineage: Eukaryota; Metazoa; Arthropoda; Insecta; Hymenoptera; Braconidae
Gene: Ns2
Product: nucleolar GTP-binding protein 2
Exons: 2
Coding region: 144-2201 (685 amino acids)
Cellular component (GO): nucleolus
Molecular function (GO): GTP binding
Source: RefSeq, a predicted model, not a curated record
AGAGGUCUAUGGAAACAUUCGACCAUAACCUCUGCCUUAAGAGAUUAUUUUAUUAAGAAUAAAUGCAGACUAACUCCACAACUGAAUAAAAAGAACAGUUAGUUCUUGAAUUCAACUCUUGUCUGUUCUAAGACAGCCCGAAGAUGCCGAAGACUUCCGCAGCAACGAAGCGACCUCGCAAAGAGGGCUUCAACCGCUCAGGGCACAGCAUGAACCCCGAGCGUCCCACCGAGGGCCUAAAAGGCGUCGCCAAGGUACGUACAAAAGCCACCAUAAAGCGCCUCCAGAUGUACCGAUGCUCCAAAGCGAAGCGCGACAAAACGGGUAAAAUCCUGACCCCAGCGCCCUUCCAAGGCUGGCACCCAUCAGGAACAAUGUCCCGAGUCGAGCCCUCCCAGCGAUGGUUCGGAAAUUCCCGGGUGAUCUCGCAAAACGCUCUCCAGAAAUUUCAGAGCGAACUGGGAGCAGCCAUGAAGAACCCUUACCAAGUGGUGAUGAAGCCCACCCAACUUCCUGUCACUCUCCUAGAGCAGAAAGCUGUUCAGGCGAGGGCUCACCUCCUCGACACAGAGAGUUUUGAGACGACUUUCGGCCCCAAAAGGCACCGAAAGCGUCCAAACCUGACUGUCUCCUCCUACGACGAGCUGCAGAAGACAAUCGACGAGAGGGAGGAGACCUACAACAAAGUUAAAGACACAAAAGACACCGAUUUGAUUCGCCCUGACGAAGGGGUUAAGGACGCAGCUCGUGAUUGGGUCAUGGCAGCUGGCCAGAGCAAGAGGAUCUGGAAUGAGCUCUACAAAGUCAUCGACUCAUCAGACGUCAUUCUCCAGAUCCUCGACGCCAGGGACCCAAUGGGUACGCGUUCACCACCCGUUGAGAAGUACCUCAAACAGGAAAAGGCCCACAAACACCUGAUAUUCAUUCUCAACAAAGUAGAUCUUGUCCCGACGUGGGUGACUCAGCGAUGGGUAGCCAUUCUGAGUCGUGAGUAUCCCACAGUAGCUUUCCACGCUUCUCUGACCCAUCCCUUCGGCAAAGGAUCGCUGAUCAAUCUUCUCAGGCAAUUUGGCAAGCUUCAUACUGACAAGAAACAGAUCAGUGUGGGCUUUAUUGGGUAUCCCAACACUGGAAAGAGCUCGAUCAUCAAUACUCUGAGGUCUAAGAAGGUGUGCAAGGUGGCACCGAUUGCGGGGGAGACCAAGGUCUGGCAGUAUAUAACUCUUAUGAAGCGUAUUUAUCUGAUUGAUUGCCCUGGGGUUGUCUAUCCGUCAGCUGAAACUGACACUGAGAAGGUUUUGAAGGGCGUGGUGCGUGUGGAACUUGUACAAAAUCCUGAGGACUAUGUGGAAGCUGUUCUUCAACGUGUCAAGGCUGAGUACGUGAGGAAGACUUAUAAGGUUGAGGAUUGGGGGGAUCAUGUGGAUUUUCUGGAGAAACUCGCUAGGAGAAGUGGGAAAUUGUUGAAGAAGGGCGAGCCGGAUACUGGGGCCGUUGCCCGCAUGGUUUUGAAUGAUUGGCAACGUGGCAAGUUGCCGUUCUUCGUUGCACCAGUGGGAUAUGAAGCGCCUCUUUCUUGUCAGGGCACGGACGUUGAGGCGGAGACGAGACAGACAGAGACACUUGAUGCGGGGGAAGUUGAGAUGACGAGGGAGAUUAGUGGAGAGAGUGAGAAACGCAUUGGUGUUGUACAGGACUUUAGGAAAAUUCGGGUUGCUUUGAGCUAUACUGGGGAUGAUGUGAAGAAAUUGGAUCCUAUUGAUUUGGGGGGUGGUGAUAAGGGGGAUGAUGAGGAGGAGGAUGAGGGGGAGGAGAGUGUAGAGAAUUCUGUUGAGUCCAUUUCGGAGGACAAGAGUGAGGCUGGUCAAACUGAAAAUGGGGGUGAUCAUUGCGAGGAGGAAGUUCAGGGGGAAGUUAGAGAUAAUUUGAUGCAGAGUGUGUAUGACGCACUGCCGGAGGAGGAUUACUCGUCCUCGGACGAUGAGAAAUCAACGAGAAAGACAAUCACAUCUACUAGUGGUUCGUUCCAAGUUUCGCCGGCAAUUUCCGAGAAACUUAAGGGCAAAAAUUUGACGAGCAAACAGAAACGGAGCAUUGAACGCGCGAGUAAGCGGAAGAAGAUUGGCUCUAAUUUCUAUGAAGUUUCUAAUGUUAAAAAUCGUAAUCGUAAUAGGAAGGUAUUGAAGGUUAAGAGGAUUUAGAAUUGUUCUGGUACAGAGUAAAUAAACAAUAGGAGGAAUUAUCACAAAA